Messenger RNA from Hordeum vulgare subsp. vulgare (domesticated barley), 1022 nucleotides. Its product is annotated as proteasome assembly chaperone 3-like. NCBI's taxonomy places the organism in Eukaryota, Viridiplantae, Streptophyta, Magnoliopsida, Poales, Poaceae. The transcript has 7 exons. Gene Ontology annotation, biological process: proteasome assembly. The record is from RefSeq and is a predicted model, not a curated record. The coding region runs from base 206 to 598 and encodes 130 amino acids.
CCUCCCCCACAGCCCUUGUCCUCUUAGUUGGAUCUUCUCUCUCGAGUCCAGGCUGACUCCCCAGCCCGGCGCCGCCACCGCCACGCCGCCUACUAUAGUUUUCCCCUCCCCUCCCCUCCCCGCUUCCCACCGGCCGCCUGCGUCCAAUCCGUCCCGUUGGUUCCCCCUCUGUGCACGCGGUUCCUCGAUCCGCUUGGCCGCGCAGAUGGAGAUGCAUACGGGGUCUGCGCAGGCAGGUGGCCGCUUCCCUGUGCCGCACAAGUCCCUCUCCUUGGAUAUCAAGGGCAACAAGACCGACAUUGUCAUCAGCAAAUACGAAGACAACUUUCUGGUCAUUGUGACACAGAUUGGGUGCAUGGGAACCAUAUUAGCUGCUAAGAAAGAUGAAAGUGUCUUCUCUGAUCCAACCUACAAUGUAUCUGUUCUUUUUGGGAAGAGGGAUGAGCCACUCCUGCUAGCUUGUGCACGUCAACUUAUCGAGCAUAUAAGUGGUAGUGGCUCAGCUCGGCCGUUGGUGAUUUCUCUUGGUUUGAAGGAUCAUUCCCAGGGAACAUUGAAAGAUGUAGUCUCUGCCAUUGUUGACAACCGCCUAUGGUGAUAACUUUGCAAAGGUUGGGAUGGGCACAUACAUGUUCGGUUCAUCUACAUAGAUAUUGACAUACACAAGCUGUCAGAGCAAACUCAGCCCUCCCUUAUCAUGCAUGAUCUCUAGAAAUUAUGUAAUUUCUCCCUCCAUUCCUAAAUAUAAGUCUUUCUAGAGAUUCCACUAUGGACUACAUACGGAGCAAAAUGAGUGAAUUUAUACUCUAAAUUAUGUCUUUAUACAUCUGUAUGUAGUCCGUACCUAAAUAUCUAAAAAGACUUAUAUUUAGGAACGGAGGGAGUAGUAUUUAUUCCAGAUUCAGUUAUCAUGAGGUGAUUUCCCCACUAAAAUGCGUAAUGAUCAAUAUAUUUCCCUAAUGUAGCUUGAGGGGUUGCCACUUGAAAGUAUUUACAAGAUUAAAAAACCUGUUCAAUCAUAA